AUGGAAUUGGCGUCGUCGAGCGUUGUAGUAGACAUUGGGGCGGCAAGUACUCGCGUGGGAUAUGCGGGUGAGGGGAAUCCCUGUCAGCUGCUGAACUCGUGCAUUGGAGUACGCCAACGUAGCAGCUUCGCAGGGGAUUCAAAUGCAUCUGGCGGCAACGAAAACGCCACAGUCCGCGAACUGAUAUUCCCCCUCAACUUCUCAGAGAGACGUGACGGAGUUGAAGUUGUGCCUGCGCUCUUUCCAACCUGGCGAGGUCCUAGUGGGAAGAGGAAGGGCGACUCAAGCCCCACAUACACUCUGAACGAAGAGGCGUUUGAGAACCUUGUAGCCCUCAGCUGUACAGGAGCACGGUCUGCUCGUAUCAGCUCAAGCGAAGGGGCCACGACGCUGGAUUGUUCAGGGUCCAAUGAUUCAAGAGCUAUAUGUCGCAGCAACUUGCGCCUGACGGAGUUGUGUGGUGUCGGGGCAGACUUGCGGGAGCAGCCACUACUCCUUUCCGAGCCAAACAUACAUUGCCGCGGCAUCAGGGAAAAGAUGGCUGAGAUACUCUUUGAAGGACUGCAAGUAGGAUCUCUGUACACGGCUAAACGAGCGCUAUUGUCUUGUGUUGCUUUGGGGAGGAGUAGUGCAAUGGUAAUCGACGUGGGGGCUUCUGGUCUAUCAAUUGCGCCAGUUUCUGAUUCAUUCGUCUUAGACCAACAUGUUACAGAGUGGCCGGUGGGUGGGGAUGCAAUGAGCCAGUUACUUGGCUCUAUCCUCAUGGGGCACAACCUCCCUGUACAUCCCAGCUUUGCCCGCUUUUCUGCACAAGGUCGGAUGUCGAAAACUGCAAUAGACAAGCCUGGGGAUUGGGACAAUGUUCACUCUUCCUACAUGCACUGGAGCCGCAUGCAAACUUUAUCGUUUCUAAAGGAGGGGUUAUGCCGCGUUGCAGACGACCCGCGGGAUGUUACCAUUGCGAGGAAGCCUAUUCUACUACCAAGUCAGCAACAUCAAGCAAAGAGACGUGGAGGUGGUGCAGCUGUUUCCCCAGAUUGCCCCGCCACAUCCCAGCUCCUAUUUCCGUUUUCGACAGCAGCAUCCGCUGCGGCGUUGCUCUCAAGCGGCGGUGGCAGUGAAGGAGGCCUCAUGGAGCUUCCGGACGGUACACGUCUUGAGGCAGAUCAAGUAGCCAUGAAGGCAGUGCCGGGUGGCGGUGGUGGCUUCCCGGGUCUUCCGGAGGCAGUGCGACAGGUGGUUGAGGCAGUUGAGGCGGACGGCAAUCGUGACAUUCUUAGUGCAUUGGUUCUCACAGGAGGCUGCUCCUGUAUCCCGGGAAUGGUAGAGAGAGUUAACCGCGAAUUGGUGGACGAUCCCGCAGUUUGUGGAGGCCAGAAGGUUAGGCUCCUUGCGGUGCCUGGGGCACAAGAACGUCGGUUUUCAACGUGGGUUGGAGGCUCGAUGCUUGCAAGUCUUAGUUCCUUCCAGGCUGCAUGGUGCAGCCGCGAGGAAUAUGAAGAACAUGGGCCAGCGGUCGUUCAGCGGAAAUGCUACUAG
This is a messenger RNA of Eimeria maxima, 1539 nucleotides long. RefSeq names its product actin-like family protein ARP4a, putative. Gene Ontology annotation, biological process: regulation of transcription by RNA polymerase II. Gene Ontology annotation, molecular function: chromatin binding. The record is from RefSeq and is a predicted model, not a curated record. The transcript has 4 exons. Lineage: Eukaryota; Apicomplexa; Conoidasida; Eucoccidiorida; Eimeriidae. Gene Ontology annotation, cellular component: NuA4 histone acetyltransferase complex; SWI/SNF complex. The coding region runs from base 1 to 1539 and encodes 512 amino acids.